GCUCCCGCCGCCGCUCCCCGGCACCGAGCCGCCGCCGCCGUCUCCGCCCGGCCCCGGGGGGAAAGGAUGCGUUAGGGCACAGCAGUGUAAGACUGGAAACACCUGGGCUGAAUGGACUUUAGCAUCAAAAGAAGUUCUCAACUGUUAACUCGAAAAAUUAACUACAUCAAAAUGAAGCAGGUACCAGAGAUCCUUGGAAAUACGAAUGGGAAAACUCAGAAUUGUGAAGUGAAUCGUGAGUGUUCUGUCUACUUGGGCAAAGCACAACUUUCUGCCACUCUACAGGAAGGUGUCAUGCAAAAAUAUAAUGGCCACGAUGCCCUUCCAUUUAUUCCAGCUGAUAAAUUGAAAGAUCUGACCUCUCGUGUGUUUAAUGGCGAAUCUGGGGCCCAAGAUGCCAAACUGCGUUUUGAGCCCCAGGAAAUAAAAGGAGUUGGAACACCACCCAACACUACUCCUAUCAAGAAUGGCUCUCCAGAGAUUAAGCUGAAAAUCACUAAAACCUACAUGAAUGGAAAGCCACUUUUUGAAUCCUCAAUUUGUGGAGACAAUGGUGCAGAUGUGUCUCAGUCGGAGGAAAAUGAACAAAAACCAGCAAAUAAAGAGAGGAGAAGCAGAAAAAGAAGCAUAAAAUAUGACUCCUUACUUGAGCAGGGUCUUGUUGAAGCAGCAUUAGUAUCAAAAACUUCAAGUCCCACUGAAAAGAAGGCUCCUUCUAAGAAAGAUCCUACUCAAAGUACUGUCAAAGAAGACAAAGUCCAUCUGUUGAAGUAUAAUGUUGGAGAUCUAGUGUGGUCCAAAGUGUCUGGUUUUCCAUGGUGGCCAUGCAUGGUUUCUGCUGAUCCUGUUCUUCAUUCCUACACUAAACUAAAAGGGCAGAAAAAGAGUUUUCGUCAAUAUCAUGUUCAGUUUUUUGGAGAUGCCCCGGAGCGAGCCUGGAUAUUUGAGAAGAGCCUUGUGCCUUUCAAAGAAAAAGACCAGUUUGAACAAUUAUGCCAGGAAAGUGCAAAACAAGCCCUCACUAAAGCAGAGAAAAUAAAGAUGCUAAAGCCUGUUUCAGGGAAGCUGCGGCCACAGUGGGAGAUGGGUGUUAAACAAGCGAGUGAAGCAGUAGGCAUGACAGUGGAGGAACGGAAGGCCAAGUACACCUUCAUCUAUGUUAGGGACAGACCUCAUCUCAAUCCUCGAGUGGCGAAGGAAGUUGGCAUUGCUGUGGAACCGUUAGAGGAGAUAGAUGAAUCCUCUUACUCAAACGAAGAAACCACUCAAAAUCUGAAAUUGAUGAAGGAGUCUGGCAUUCCUAACAAGAGGAGGAGAAGGACGUCAAAAUUAUCUGCUGCUGUUGAUAUGCAAGAAGGCAGUCAGUCAGGGACUAAGAAUACUACUCCUCAAAAGUCAUCUGAACAGGCAGAAUCCAAAAGAGGGAUUGGCUCCCCUCUCAGUAGAAAGAAAACUCCAGCAUCUACUCCACGAAGCAGAAAGGGCGAUGCAGUAUCUCAGUUUUUGGUCUUUUGUCAGAAGCACAAGGAUGAGGUGGUUGCUGAACAUCCAGAUGCUUCAAGUGAUGAGAUUGAAGAACUGCUUGAAUCGCAGUGGAACAUGCUUAGUGAAAAACAGAAAGCUCGCUAUAACACAAAGUUUGCCAUAGUGACCUCUCCCAAAUCUGAAGAAGACUCUGGUUCAUCAUUGAAGAAUAUUGGAGAGGCCAAACGUAAAGUGUUUCAAGACUCACCUAAAAGGAGAUCAAGAUCCAGAAGUAACUUACAUGGAAAUAAAAGAAACCAAAAAAAGAGGACAAAGGAACCUACAGAAGAUUUUGAAGUUCAGGAAGCACCUAGGAAAAGACUCAGGAUGGAUAAACAGAAUAAUCGGAAGAGGGAGACAAGCAAUGACAAAACAGCAAAAACAAACUCUACUAAGGUCACAGAAACCUCCUCUUCACAAAAGAACCAGUCAGCAACGAAAAGUCUGUCUGAUGCAUGUAAACCUCUGAAGAAGCGAAAUCGGGCUUCAGCAGCAGAAUCUUCAACUCUUGCUUUUAGCAAGAGUUCAUCUCCUUCAGCUUCCUUAACUGAGAAUGAGAUCUCCGAUGGUCAAGGGGAUGAGCGGUCGGAGUCGCCCUAUGAAAGUGCUGAUGAAACGCAGACAGAGGUGUCUUUAUCAUCCAAAAAAUCUGAGCGAGGAACAGGAACAAAAAAAGAAUAUGUGUGUCAGCUUUGUGAAAAAACAGGUGAUCUGCUACUGUGUGAAGGACUUUGCUAUCGAGCUUUUCAUGUAAGCUGCCUUGGGCUCUCUGGAAGACCAGCAGGAAAAUUCAUUUGUAGUGAAUGUACAUCAGGUGUGCAUACCUGUUUUGUGUGUAAAGAGCGAAAGGCAGAUGUGAAACGCUGUGUCGUAUCCCACUGUGGAAAAUUCUACCAUGAAGCUUGUGUGAAAAAAUUUCACCUUACUGUGUUUGAGAGCAGGGGUUUCCGAUGUCCUCUCCACAGCUGCCUAAGCUGUCAUGUUAGUAACCCUUCACAUCCAAGAAUUUCAAAAGGAAAGAUGAUGCGUUGUGUUCGCUGCCCUGUUGCAUACCAUGCUGGAGACGUUUGCAUUGCUGCAGGAUGUGCCGUCAUCGCUUCCAACAGCAUUGUUUGUACGAACCAUUUCACUGCCACGAAGGGAAAAAGUCAUCAUGCACAUGUCAAUGUGAGCUGGUGCUUUGUGUGUUCAAAAGGAGGUAGCUUGUUGUGCUGCGAGUCAUGUCCUGCAGCGUUUCACCCAGACUGUUUAAACAUUGAAAUGCCAGAUGGGAGCUGGUACUGCAAUGACUGCAGGGCAGGGAAGAAACUCCAUUUCCAGGAUAUUAUUUGGGUUAAACUGGGAAAUUACAGAUGGUGGCCUGCAGAAGUGUGCCAUCCGAAAAACGUUCCCCCAAAUAUCCAGAAAAUGAAGCAUGAAAUCGGAGAAUUUCCUGUGUUUUUCUUUGGUUCUAAGGAUUACUAUUGGACGCACCAAGCGCGUGUGUUUCCAUAUAUGGAGGGAGACAGAGGAAGCAGAUACCAGGGAAUUAAAGGAAUUGGAAAAGUCUUCAAAAAUGCUUUGCAAGAAGCUGAAGCUCGAUUUCGAGAAAUAAAGCUUCAGCGAGAAGCCAAAGAAACUCAAGAAAGUGAACGUAAACCUCCACCAUACAAGCACAUUAAGGUGAAUAAACCUUGUGGUAAAGUUCAGAUAUAUACUGCUGAUAUUUCUGAGAUUCCCAAGUGCAACUGCAAACCCACAGAUGAAAACCCUUGUGGCUUUGAUUCUGAGUGCCUAAAUCGGAUGCUGAUGUAUGAAUGCCACCCACAAGUUUGUCCAGCGGGAGAACGAUGCCAAAACCAGUGCUUUACAAAACGUCAAUACCCUGAGACAAAGAUCAUCAAAACCGAUGGGAAAGGGUGGGGUUUGGUUGCGAAGAGGGACAUAAAGAAGGGAGAGUUUGUGAAUGAGUAUGUUGGUGAGCUAAUUGAUGAAGAGGAAUGUAUGGCAAGGAUCAAAUAUGCACAUGAAAACGACAUUACUCACUUCUAUAUGCUUACUAUUGAUAAGGACCGUAUUAUUGAUGCUGGCCCCAAAGGAAACUAUUCUCGUUUUAUGAAUCACAGCUGCCAACCAAAUUGUGAGACUCUAAAAUGGACAGUAAAUGGAGACACUCGUGUCGGCCUGUUUGCUGUGUGUGAUAUUCCUGCAGGGACAGAACUGACUUUUAAUUACAACCUUGACUGUCUGGGCAAUGAAAAAACAGUCUGCAAAUGUGGUGCCCCAAACUGCAGCGGAUUUCUUGGGGACAGACCAAAGAAUUCUUCCACUAAUGCCUCAGAAGAAAAAGGCAAAAAGACCAAAAAGAGAACAAGGAGACGCAGAACGAAAAACGAGGGGAAGAAAGAAUCUGAAGAUGAUUGUUUCCGUUGUGGUGAUGGAGGCCAACUGGUGUUGUGUGACAGGAAAUCUUGUACUAAAGCUUAUCAUCUCUCCUGUCUUGGUUUGGUGAAACGUCCUUUUGGAAAGUGGGAGUGUCCUUGGCACCACUGUGAUGUUUGUGGCAAACCUUCUGUUUCUUUCUGCCACUUCUGCCCAAAUUCGUUCUGCAAGGAACACCAAGAUGGGACAGUACUAAAUUCUAUGUUAAAUGGACAGUUAUGCUGCUCUGAACAUGUUCUUGGGGUGGAUUCUGUUGAAACUCAGAAGCCUGAGAAACCCCGCAAAAAACUGAACAAGUUGAAGCCUAAGAGAAAGCAGAGGAACAGAUGGAUGAGAGCUGAAUCAAAAUAGUAAUGGACUGCAGUUUCUACUGCCAACACUAUCUUGUAGAUAAGUUGUGAAUAUGACCAGGGAAGGACACAAUUUUACAUAUAUUCUGUAAAGGUUACAUGGGGGGGAGGGGGAAUUUUUUUGUUU
Messenger RNA from Rhea pennata, 4422 nucleotides. It is a transcript of the gene NSD2, whose product is annotated as nuclear receptor binding SET domain protein 2. Gene Ontology annotation, cellular component: nucleus. The record is from RefSeq and is a predicted model, not a curated record. The coding region runs from base 112 to 4296 and encodes 1394 amino acids. Lineage: Eukaryota; Metazoa; Chordata; Aves; Rheiformes; Rheidae. Gene Ontology annotation, molecular function: protein binding; histone methyltransferase activity. The transcript is spliced from 23 exons.